Messenger RNA from Ceutorhynchus assimilis (cabbage seed weevil), 423 nucleotides. The record is from the annotation of a GenBank genome assembly. Lineage: Eukaryota; Metazoa; Arthropoda; Insecta; Coleoptera; Curculionidae.
AUGCGACCCAUAUAUAUACAUAUGAGUCGCGGACGUACCAAAACAAACCGCUGGCGACCGCUGGAAACGAGUUUCGUCAUGGCUAGGCCGCUGGAUCCCUCCCUGCUGAAAGGGGUCUUUUUCAUGUACCAAAAUUCGGCUAAGAGUUGUUUUGGUUUAAGCUCUCUGGGGUUGCCAGUCCCUUUGAGCUCUGCAGUUGGCCCUAAUGGAAAAGAAGCAGCCUCGGAUGAAAAAUUGGAUGAGCCCUCCGGCUCGUCUACCCAACCCAACCCCGACCCUUUCCAGUGCCAGCUGUGCCCAAGAAAAUUUGGUACCAAGACGGGCCUCGGCGUGCACAUGCGCCGCGCCCACUUAGACGAAUUGGACCGACAGCAAGCACGAGUGGACGUAAAGGCAAGGUGGACAGACGAAGAGAUGCACUAG